ACGCUUGGGAAGGAAGGGGACUACGGAGGGGCCGUCCUUGCAUUUCAUGUUUCGUCAGCCCGACAGCAUUUUGGCUUUGCUUCCAUCUUGCUCCUACCUGCUCCUGGACAGUGACGGGGAGGAGAGAAGGCACCGUCCCACCAUGUCUCGUUACAGCCUCCAUAAUCUCCUGGACUGGAUGUAUGGGGGUGUGGACCCCAGCUUUGCUGGCAACGGAGGGCCAGAAUGCGCGGCCUUUCUCUCCGGGCAGCAGCGCUUUCUGGAGAGUUUGGUCUUCCUCAGUGUGGGCGUCGUGGAGAUCCUUCUGUCCCUGGGGAAGCUCAGGCAGCUGCAUUUCAGGGAGCUGGAGGGUCAUCUGCUGCAGCAGCCCCAGGCUAAGCAGGAGAGCUUGGGCAAGAACGUGCUGCUGGUGGUGCUGUGUCUUAUCUUUGGGCUGGAGGUGGGGUUCAAGUUCGCCACCAGGACCGUCAUUUACCUCCUGAAUCCCUGCCAUGUGGUCACUAUGAUGCAGAUUUUUCUUCUUGCCUGUCCUCCCUGUCGGAUUGCAAUGAUUCUCUUCAGGUUGCAGAUGCAUAUGCUGAAUGGGGCCCUCUUGGCACUGCUGUUUCCUGUUGUUAAUACACGCCUGCUUCCAUUUGAAAUGGAAAUUUAUUACAUCCAGCAUGUGAUGCUUUAUGUUGUGCCCAUCUAUCUGCUGCGGAAAGGAGGUAUCUACACUCCAGAACCACUCUGCAAUUUCUGGUGGGCUCUUUUAUCCACGGGGUUUAUGUUUGUAUAUCAUUUUAGCAUCUUGCAGAUUCUGGGAUUGGUUACAGAAGUGAAUUUGAACAACAUGUUGUGCCCAGCCGUCUCAGAUCCUUUUUAUGGGCCCUGGUAUCGAAUCUGGGCAUCUGGACAUCAGACUGUCAUGACCAUGACUCAUGGGAAGCUUGUAAUCCUACUGUUUUACAGUGCUGUCCCCAUCUUUAAAUGUAGCGUGGACUUGCUCAGACUCCCAGCUAAGAAAAUAGACUGAAAUUUCUCCCCGCGGAGCAGUACGUACAGGAAGCAGAGAUACUUAUACUGGAAAACAAAGAGGAGGGAUGAGAGGACAAUGCGUUUAUACUUCUCCCCACGGUUUAUUGCCUCAAAAACACCUCUAUAAUCAAGUGAGGUUUUUUUUAACUGCUGUUUCUCACUGCCUAUUGCCAAUGGCAAAAUUAGUGGCCUUAUUCUGGAGAAGGUUCGUGUUUUAUACAUUUUGUGUAGAUUACAGUAGAAUCGUGCUAAGCCACCGUUCAAAAUUAGGCCAGGAUCUGUCCACAUUCCAGCAGAGAGUGGCAGUGCUACCUCGUUUUGACUUAUUUUCCAUUAAAUGUAAGUACACUUACAUCACAGGAUAGGAAAUAAAGCUGAAUUACAACACUCCACUGAUGCGAACAGAACACAGGUUGAAGUGCAUCAUCCUGGCUGAACUCUUAGCACUUGAAUGUUGCAAAAUGGUCGCAGUGAAACGAUGUACACUUAAUCUCCCAGUCGUAGGUGCGAAACAGUGAGGUUCUACUGUAUUUUCUUUAAGCUGGUUGAAAAUGUUGGGGAACAAUAACUGAUUCAAAAAAAAUUUUCUUUUUUUAAAUUGACUGCUUAAUUUCUAAGCUGCUGUGGAUAAAUAUCUGUCUGGCUGAGUCCCAUCAGAUCUUGAUGCUAUGGAGAUGCUUUUAUUUGAGCGAGUGGAAAAACACCAUGUUGAAAUAAUUUCAAAAGACCAUGUUACGUGUAAGCCAUGAUAAGGUAUUUCAUCCACUGUUCUGACCUGACUUUGAACAAAAUGGGUUUUUCACUUAGCUUAGACUGGAGAGGGAGUAGAGAUACAAAGUCCAAUGUAAACAUCAGCGUUUUCUUUUUUUACUUACUAGCUUUUGAAACAUUCCUCCUCUGUGUUCUACACUGAUCCUCGCUCAGUAGAGCGGUUAGUGAAGAAACAAAAUGAAACUAUGAUGUUCUCUCUCUACAGCUCUAAUACACUCUGUAGGCUGAUUUUAAAAUACAGCUAUGAAAAGGAAUGUCAAAUCAGUGCAGGCCUCUACUGAAAAGAAAGUGUUCCAGUUUACUAAUACGACUAUAUCUUCCUGUCAACACGUCUUUUGGAGAACGGGAUGUAGAUAGGCAGAAUGAUGAACAGUAAACUGUGGGUACCUGUUCAAAUUUCCCAAGGCUAGAGGAGAAGCUGUUGGGCAGGAAGAUGGGAAAUCUUGAGUGUGUUCCUCCAGAUAGUUACGUGUGAGUCUGUUAUGCAGACUGUUGUGUUUCAGGGCUGCAGGAAUUUUGUUGUACAAAAGUUCGUUGCAAUUUACAGAUUCAUUGUCUUGUCAAAGCUGUGACUUGCAAGAUAAAACAAAACCAUCAUACCUCCUCCAGCUGGAUCACCUGAAGAUAUAUUCUGAAGUUAAGGUACAGUCAUUUAUACCUCAAGAAGGAAAAGUAAGAAUGACAAGUGGUUGACUUCCCCCCCCCCCCCCCAAAAAAAAAAGAAAAAUUUUCAUUGGAGAGGGAACAAAAGGCUACUUCCAAUAUUUUUAACUUCGUAUGAUUAAAAAAAAAAGUACACCUCAAUCAGAAAUAUAUUGUCCCACGUUCUAAUUUACAAACUGGUUUCUGGCUUUCUUCCAUGCCUUGCUGUGUGUACAUAUACAUAAUAAAUGUACUGUACUCUCCCAACUUGAGAACAUGAGACGUAUGCCACGUAUACCUAAACUAUCCAUCAGCCACGUAUAGCUUAGUUAUACAGACGGCUCUGUGUAACGGCUCCUUGUGUUUGUAAUCAGAAUUCAACUUGAGAAAGCUAAGCACGGGAUAAUAAGAACUACCAGCAUACAGAGUUAACGGUCAAUUGUUGAUCCUGCAAAUGUCCAAAAGUACACAAUGAAUUUCAUUGAGCAGUCUCGCUGCCGCCUCAGGAAAGCUGGGCAUAUGUUGCUUAAGUAUUUGUAGAGUGAGGCCUAAAGAAAGAAUGUGUUGGUUUCGAAGGCCUGAAUCCGCCUGUGGAAGACCACUUAAUUAGCUGCUGAAGUGACAGAAGUUCUUGCUAUUUAUUUUGGCAGAUUCAGUAUUUCAUGAUGAAAU
Pygoscelis adeliae (Adelie penguin) is the source of this 3102-nucleotide messenger RNA. RefSeq names its product transmembrane protein 164 (gene TMEM164). NCBI's taxonomy places the organism in Eukaryota, Metazoa, Chordata, Aves, Sphenisciformes, Spheniscidae. The record is from RefSeq and is a predicted model, not a curated record. Bases 47 to 1015 code for a protein of 322 amino acids. The transcript is spliced from 6 exons.